This is a messenger RNA of Microplitis mediator, 2251 nucleotides long. RefSeq lists its product as uncharacterized. Bases 114 to 2111 code for a protein of 665 amino acids. The record is from RefSeq and is a predicted model, not a curated record. The transcript is spliced from 3 exons. Lineage: Eukaryota; Metazoa; Arthropoda; Insecta; Hymenoptera; Braconidae.
AUUUAACGGCUUACGGUGAUUGAAAUAUUAUAUUUAAAAGAUUUUAAAGAUCCAUUUACACGUCAACAUGACGAAUACUUGAGUAUACAAUAAUACUGAAUACUAACAAUAAUAUGUGGAAAGCAAAAUUUUUACGUGUCAUUGAGUGCCUUAAAAAAAAGCCGGGGAUUGUUAUUUUAUUACUCCCGUGUCUACUUGUCGUGACACUUUAUUAUAUUUCCGGCAAAUAUUCAACACUAGAAAAUUACUUUCCCGAAAAAUUCUACAAUCCUGACUAUGAGAUUGUGGAUGGCUAUUUGGUAUGGAGUCCAAAGUGCCAUAUGCUGUCAGAAAACCCCAUGGACAAUAGUAUAUCAAAGUAUGUGAAGAAGAAAAAAUUUGAACCCUGUUCAUCUAAGCCCUUGCUUACUUUGAUAGUGAAAGAAGCUGAUGGUAAUUACAGUAUGGUGAUAAAUUCAAAAGCAGCCAAAAGUUAUAGUAAAUUUAUUUGUUGUUGGUCAUCUAUUGUUAGAGUCGAGCCAACUAAACCACUUACAGAUCUCUGGGAUUCGAAAAUCAAUAAAUCACAUUGCGAAGAUUUCGACGAUAGGGUUCGAUUACCAGCAGACAUAGAAACAGUUAUGGUAACAUGUAGAUCAAAAGACAAACCAAAGAACAAAAAAUCUAAUAUACUUUAUGAAAAUAUUCACGCAAUAGUAAAUCCUAUGAAAUUAAAAAAUUAUACAGAUGCGCCUGAAUUAAAUAAUAAAAAAAUAAGUGUUCUUGUAUUAGGUAUCGAUAGUGUAUCGCGAUUAAAUUUUUUACGUAGUCUUCCGCAAACGGGUAAAUAUUUACGCGAAACGGGGUGGACUCACUUGGCGGGUUACAACAAAAUGGGCGACAAUACAUUUCCAAAUUUGAUGGCAAUACUGACAGGACAAAACAGUUCCGCGGCGUACGCAAAUUGUCGUCCAAAGGAAGCCUACGGUUUAGACAACUGUUCGUUUCUGUGGUACAAUUUCCGGCGAGCUGGAUAUGUGACAGCAUACGGAGAAGACGACAGUACUCUCAGUACAUUUAAUUACCAGAAGACAGGGUUCGUUGAUCCACCAACGGAUUACUAUCUACGGCCUUACAUUGUCGCUGCUGAAAAAUAUUUGAAAGCAAAACACAAAUAUGGUUCCGAGUAUUGCACUGGACCAGAGUUAGCUGUCGAUCGUAUUUUUAAUUACGCAUUAGAUUUCGCUGUUACGUUUUUGGACAGACCGUAUUUUGGUUUUUUCUGGACUAACUCAGUAACUCACAAUGAUAUGAAUGGAGCGUCAUCAUUGGACUCACAUCUGCUGGAUCAGCUGGAGUAUCUUGAGCGACGAGGUGUCUUCAAUAACACGUUGGUGAUAUUUCUCAGCGACCAUGGAAUGCGAUGGGGUGAUAUUAGAAAUACAUUUAUCGGCUGGUACGAAGAGAGACUGCCCUUUGUGUAUCUGCGAAUACCAGACUCUUUGAAGAAUCAAAACAAUGAGGACAGCAGUCUGGAUAUCAUUCAGGCAUUAAAAAUAAACGAGCAUCGAUUAACGUCACCCUACGAUUUGUACGAAACACUGCGAGAUAUUUUGGAACGCGCGGGAGGCAAAGCAAAUUCAAGUUCCGGUUGUCCCAACUGUCAAACUCUUUUGAAACCUGUACCCUAUGAACGGAGUUGCGAGGAUGCUGGAGUGUCUCCUCACUGGUGCACUUGCACGGCAUUCAAUCCCCAAUCACCCACCAGCAAAAUCGCCCAACAAGGCGCCAAAACUUUUCUUUCGUACGUCGAGAGUGUUAUCAAAGACUACAAAAAUCAUAAGGGGAAACGUCUCUGCGCCAAACUUAAAGUCAAAAAAAUUCAUCGUGUCAAUCAAAUAAUUAAUUUGGACAACUCAACCAACAGCAUACCGGAAACAACAGAUACAGAUAAAUAUUUUUAUUUAAUUGAACUGAGUCCCGGUGGCGGUUUGUUUGAAACAACGGUACUAUUCGACAAAAACGGGGGUUCAAAAAUGACUGAAGAAGAAGUCAGUCGCAUAAACUCAUAUGCCAAAGAUUCAAAGUGCUUAGAUAAUGGUUUCAAAAAGUAUUGUUACUGUAUUAAUUAAUAAUUUAUAAUUCCAAAAAAUAGUUAUAGUCAGUAUAUUUAUAAAAAUACUUUAUAUAUAAAUAUAUAUGUAUACUUCUCAGUGCCGAUAAAUUGUAGGAAAAAAAAUAUAUAUAUAUUUGAGAGCAAUGAUAUGACAAU